Molecule: messenger RNA, 3207 nt
Organism: Bufo bufo (common toad)
Lineage: Eukaryota; Metazoa; Chordata; Amphibia; Anura; Bufonidae
Product: zinc finger protein 891-like
Exons: 9
Coding region: 338-3046 (902 amino acids)
Biological process (GO): regulation of DNA-templated transcription
Source: RefSeq, a predicted model, not a curated record
CAGCGGCUCCGAGAGAUGACGUCACGGCUACUGCGCCAGAUACCGGGGUGCAGAGGUUUAUAAGGGCAGAGAAGCGGGAGCGCACAGUAAUGAGGUGAGAAGAGCGAGGCCUGGAACACCAUGGAGACCCCUGAGUGCCGCCUGCUAUGUUACUGAUUUAUGACAGAACAGGAAGACGCCUGUGGCCCCAGUGUGAGCAGACUGUACACUGGUUCAGGGAAGGACCGCUCAGUCAAUUACUGGUCUAGAGGUGACCCGCACCCUACUAUUGAGUUGGGACCAGAAAGUGAACAGAAGGGAUCAGGGCAGCAGCAGGAGAUUGCUGGAGAUUACAAAUAUGCCCAAGUGCAUCGUCUCCGGCUGCCCGAAUCAUACGGCACGUAAGGACAAGAAUAUUUCAAAUGGGAUCAUGUUACAUGGAUUUCCUAAAGACUUGUUGAGAAUUAAAUGCUGGCUCUCCCAUAUUAAUCAGAACUUUGGAGACAUUGAAAGUUUUGCAAGGAAAAUUUUGGAAGGGAAGAAGACCAACAGUUUCCGUAUUUGCUCAGAGCACUUCUCGCCGGACUCCUACAGACAGACGAAAAGAAAAACCGUGCUAAAGGACGACGCCAUACCGCGUCACUUCCACAAGCGUCCUCCAUCGUCCAGAGAGCAAUCAGACAGGGGUAAUACAAUAUCUAUCUCUCAACUUAUCAAACUAGAAGCUAGCGCGCCUAAAAGUGCGGUCAGGAAGGAUGUCAGUACAUGUUCAGAUAACACGAUGGACGCAAGGAACAAAGCCAAACCGAUCUAUGGACUACAACAUAGAGAUGUGCAGGAAUCACCUCAGGCUCAGCAGUUCUCAUCAGAACCACCACCUCUUCUCAAAAUGACCUCCAUGGAUAAUAGUAACAUUCUCAAGACUGACAGGAUGUUAAGCCUCACCCUGGAGAUCUUAUUCCUCCUGACCGGAGAGGAUUACAAAGUUACGAAGAAGACGUGCGCCGAUCGUAUGACUUCAAUUAGCGGCCCCAUCGAGUCAGGAAGAAGAAGUGCGGCCAAAGAGACCAACCCGAUGACAAGCACAGACUUUGUGAGCCAUGAAAAGAACAAGAAGAUUCUUCUGCUCACCAACCAGAUCAUCCAUCUGCUGACAGGGGAGGUUCCUGCACGCUGUGAGGACGUCGCCGUCUACUUCUCUAUAGAAGAAUGGGAUUAUGUAGAUAAACACAAGCAUCUGUACAAGAACGUCAUCAUGGAUGAUCACCAGCAGAACCUGUACAAGAAAGUCAUCAUGGAUGAUCACCAGCAGAACCAGUAUAAGAAAGUCAUCAUGGAUGAUCCCCAGCAGAACCAGUACAAGAAAGUCAUCCUGGAUGAUCACAAGCAGAACCAGUACAAGAAAGUCAUCAUGGAUGAUCACAAGCAGAACCAGUACAAGAAAGUCAUCAUGGAUGAUCACAAGCAGAACCAGUACAAGAAAGUCAUCCUGGAUGAUCACAAGAAGAACCAGUACAAGAAAGUCAUCAUGGAUGAUCACAAGCAGAACCAGUACAAGAAAGUCAUCCUGGAUGAUCACAAGAAGAACCAGUACAAGAAAGUCAUCCUGGAUGAUCACCAGCAGAACCAAUACAAGAAAGUCAUCCUGGAUGAUCACCAGCAGAACCUGUACAAGAACGUCAUCAUGGAUGAUCACAAGCAGAACCAGUACAAGAAAGUCAUCAUGGAUGAUCACAAGAAGAACCAGUACAAGAAAGUCAUCCUGGAUGAUCACAAGCAGAACCUGUACAAGAAAGUCAUCAUGGAUGAUCACCAGCAGAACCUGUACAAGAAAGUCAUCCUGGAUGAUCACCAGCAGAACCAGUACAAGAAAUUCAUCAUGGAUGAUCACCAGCAGAACCAGUACAAGAAAGUCAUCAUGGAUGAUCACCAGCAGAACCAGUACAAGAAAGUCAUCAUGGAUGAUCACAAGCAGAACCUGUACAAGAACGUCAUCAUGGAUGAUCACCAGCAGAACCUGUACAAGAAAGUCAUCAUGGAUGAUCACCAGCAGAACCAGUACAAGAAAGUCAUCCUGGAUGAUCACCAGCAGAAGCUGUACAAGAAAGUCAUCAUGGAUGAUCACAAGCAGAACCAGUACAAGAAAGUCAUCAUGGAUGAUCACCAGCAGAACCUGUACAAGAAAGUCAUCAUGGAUGAUCACAAGCAGAACCAGUACAAGAAAGUCAUCAUGGAUGAUCACCAGCUCUCAUCACAGGGUGAACAACCAGUUUUGACUCCCAAGUCUCCAAAAAGAGAAGACCUCAUAAAAGAGCCCUCAAAUGACUUGAAUAUCACAGCGAUAACUAUGACUGGUGGUGACUACAUCUCAAUUGACCUUACUAAAGAUGAACCGUUGUCUGUAGACAGCAUGGACGGCGAUGACUGCUUUAGCACAGCGCAGGAGCCAUGGUCUUCAGAGUGCGGUGAUGAACGAGUCUCAUCUCCAGAGCAUGAAAUAGAGAUAGAAAUAGAAGAUGACUUCAUAGAAGAACCUUUAAAUGACUUCUACACCACAACUAUAAACUCUCCGACCAGCGGUAACUACGUCUCAUCUGAUCUUGGGAACCUGGAACCAAUAUCUGCAGACAGGAUGCACCGCGAAGACAGCGCAGCACAGAAGCCACUGUCUUGUUCGGAGUGCGGAAAAUGUUUUCGGUAUCCUUCAAGACUCAUUGAACACAAGCGCGUUCACACAGGAGAAAAACCUUUUUCGUGUCCCGAGUGCGGGAAGUGUUUUAUAUGGAAAUCACUGCUCAUUCAACACCAAAAAAUUCACACCGGAGAGCAUCAGUGUCUGUUCUGCAGGAAGUGUUUCAUAAAUAAAACUAAAUUAAUGGAUCAUCAGAGAACCCACACGGGCGAGCGGCCGUUCACUUGUCAUCAGUGCGGGAAAAGCUUUGGAUUGAAAACGUCAUUAACUAAACACCAGCGACUUCACAUGAGAGAGAAGCUCCUCGGCUGUUUCAAGCAGAAAUCAAACCUGUAUCGUCAUCAGCAGACUCAUAUGUGUCAGCAACCACUUUAAUGUCACCAGGGGUGUACACAGAAGUCACCUCUUAAUCACACUGGGGCCACUUCCCCCAUUACAUAUAUGACUCCACCAAAACACAGCGGCUCCUUCAGGAGGCACCAUUUUACUAACAUCAGGGUCACUGUAAUAUUAUAUUAAAGGGUUUUCAUAUGCAA